GCAGAGACUGGCGCUGCGCCGGCACGAUUUAAGUGGGUCGCACCUGUUGCGUGACUCCUCCACGGUCCAGCCACGGGCGUCCGACCCCGAAUACUCAGGGAGCGUUGAGAGAAGCCCAGACGAGUUCCGGGUCCUGCUUUCUGGGGAGCACGUGGCCUGCCCGUGUCUUGAGUGCGGGGCUGGGGGUCGGGACGCCGGCGUUUCCCUAGGCCAGUCAGGCCACCGAGGUCGGCUGGGAUCCGCCUCCAGCCAGUUGGCGAUUUUGAAAACCUGCCUUUCUUCCCCCAUCUCAUUGCCUGGGCAGGGGUCCUUGGAGCGACUUGGCCAGGGUCUGGGCCCCAGCCCCUCCUUCAAGACCCGGACUUCCCCGCUGGGAAGGUCUGCUGGGCGGCCUCCCAGGUGCCCCUCGGGACUCGGGCAGCAUGGCCUCAGAGGCUCGGGGUGGUCUGGGGGCCCCUCCACUGCAGUCUGCCCGAUCCCUGCCGGGCCCCGCCCCCUGCCUCAAGCACUUCCCGCUCGACCUGCGCACGUCUAUGGAUGGCAAAUGCAAGGAAAUUGCCGAGGAGUUGUUCAGCCGCUCACUGGCUGAGAGUGAGCUCCGCAGUGCCCCAUAUGAGUUCCCCGAGGAGAGCCCCAUCGAGCAGCUGGAGGAGCGUCGGCAGCGGCUGGAGCGGCAGAUCAGCCAGGAUGUCAAGCUGGAGCCGGACAUCCUGCUUCGGGCCAAGCAAGAUUUCCUGAAGACGGACAGUGACUCAGACCUACAGCUGUACAAGGAGCAGAGUGAGGGGCAGGGUGACCGGGGCCUGCGGGAACGUGAUGUGGUGCUGGAACGGGAAUUUCAGCGGGUCUCCAUCUCCGGGGAGGAGAAGUGUGGGGUGCCAUUCACGGACCUGCUGGACGCAGCUAAGAGUGUAGUGCGGGCACUCUUCAUCCGGGAGAAGUACAUGGCCCUGUCUCUGCAGAGUUUCUGCUCUACCACACGCCGUUACCUGCAGCAGCUAGCUGAGAAGCCUCUGGAGACACGGACCUAUGAGCAGGGCCCUGACACCCCAGUGUCUGCUGAUGCCCCCGUGCACCCGCCCGUGCUGGAGCAGCACCCGUAUGAGCACUGUGAGCCAAGCACCAUGCCUGGGGACCUGGGCUUGGGUCUGCGCAUGGUGAGGGGUGUGGUGCACGUCUACACCCACAGGGACCCCGAUGAGCACUGCUCGGAGGUGGAGCUGCCCUACCCCGACCUGCAGGAAUUUGUGGCUGACGUCAAUGUGCUGAUGGCCCUGAUUAUCAACGGCCCCAUAAAGUCGUUCUGCUACCGCCGGCUACAGUACCUGAGCUCCAAGUUCCAGAUGCACGUGCUGCUCAAUGAGAUGAAAGAGCUGGCCGCCCAGAAGAAAGUGCCGCAUCGCGAUUUCUACAACAUCCGCAAGGUGGACACUCACAUCCAUGCCUCAUCCUGCAUGAAUCAGAAGCAUCUGCUGCGCUUCAUCAAACGGGCGAUGAAGCGGCACCUGGAAGAGAUCGUGCACGUGGAGCAGGGCCGUGAGCAGACGCUACGGGAGGUCUUUGAGAGCAUGAAUCUCACCGCCUACGACCUAAGUGUGGACACACUCGAUGUGCACGCGGACAGGAACACCUUCCAUCGCUUUGACAAGUUCAAUGCCAAAUACAACCCUAUUGGGGAGUCUGUCCUACGAGAGAUCUUCAUCAAGACAGACAACAGGAUUUCUGGAAAAUACUUUGCUCACAUCAUCAAGGAGGUGAUGUCAGACCUGGAGGAGAGCAAAUACCAGAAUGCGGAGCUGCGGCUUUCCAUCUAUGGGCGCUCGAGGGACGAGUGGGACAAGCUGGCGCGCUGGGCCGUGAUACACCGUGUGCACUCUCCCAAUGUGCGCUGGCUCGUACAGGUGCCCCGCCUCUUUGACGUGUACCGUACUAAGGGCCAGCUGGCCAACUUCCAGGAGAUGCUGGAGAACAUCUUCCUGCCACUAUUCGAGGCCACCGUGCACCCUGCUAGCCACCCAGAGCUGCAUCUGUUCUUGGAGCAUGUGGAUGGUUUUGACAGUGUGGAUGAUGAGUCCAAGCCCGAGAACCAUAUCUUCAACCUGGAGAGCCCCCUCCCUGAGGCCUGGGUGGAGGAGGACAACCCACCCUACGCCUACUACCUAUACUACACCUUCGCCAACAUGGCCAUGUUGAAUCACCUGCGCAGGCAGAGGGGCUUCCACACAUUUGUGCUGAGGCCGCACUGCGGGGAGGCUGGGCCCAUCCAUCACCUGGUGUCGGCAUUCAUGCUGGCUGAGAACAUCUCCCACGGGCUGCUUCUGCGCAAGGCCCCAGUCCUGCAGUACUUGUAUUACCUGGCCCAGAUUGGCAUCGCCAUGUCCCCACUCAGCAACAACAGCCUCUUCCUCAGCUACCACCGGAACCCACUGCCUGAGUACCUCUCCCGUGGCCUCAUGGUUUCACUGUCUACUGAUGAUCCCUUGCAGUUCCAUUUCACCAAGGAGCCACUGAUGGAAGAAUACAGCAUUGCCACCCAGGUGUGGAAGCUCAGCUCCUGUGACAUGUGUGAGCUGGCCCGCAACAGUGUGCUCAUGAGUGGCUUCUCCCACAAGGUAAAGAGCCACUGGCUGGGACCCAACUAUACCAAGGAGGGUCCUGAGGGCAAUGACAUUCGUCGCACCAAUGUGCCAGACAUCCGUGUGGGCUAUCGCUAUGAGACCCUGUGCCAGGAGCUGGCGCUCAUCACGCAGGCCAUCCAGAGUGAGAUGCUGGAGACCAUCCCGGAGGAGGUGGGCAUUGCCACAAGCCCAGGGCCUCAGUGAGCCUUGGCCACGCAGGGCGCACCACACCUCAGCACCUUGACCACGUCUUGUUCUCGGACUCCUCCUUUCCCGUUGUGGCCUCUGCAUGUCUCGGUUUUUCUUUGUUUCUGUCUUGCAUGUCUCUGAUCAUGUCCCUGUCACUGGGUAACUCCAGUGAAAGUGAUGCCUAGGAGUCUGCUUUGCCGUUGUCUUGGCUUAGGUGGCACCUGAUGGCUGAGGUUUUGAGGGCUGGCCCUGCUGGUGGCCCUGUUCCAGGAUCCGCAGAAAGCCUGGCUGUCCUGUGGGUGUCUCCAGUGUCCACAGCAGCCUGGGAUGGUUGUGGGGGGCUGGCCCCUCUAGUCUUUGGGGUCCUUUCUGAGCAAAUUUGAGCUUUGGCUGGGGUUAAAGCUUUUGCCUCUGUCCUUAUGUGGUGGAGGGUCAGUCUGGUAGGGCAUGUACACCUCUGUUUUGGGCACGGGGCUGCUGAGGGUCUGUGGAGCUCCAGCAGCUCUGCAUUGGAUAGAGUCAGAAUGAGAGUCCAGUCACAGCUCUGGGCUGCCUGGCCUGAGGGAGUGGACUCGGGCGUUGGAGGUGCUGGACCACCACCUCCACCAAGUCAUUGCCCAGCGGCCUUCUCCGUCCUUUCCCUGGCCCAUGUGCUCCUCCUCUGGUGUCAGCUUCCCCUGCCUCUGUGGGAGGAGGCAGCUGCCUUGUGCUGUGUUUAGGGCCACUGCAGCUGAAGAAUCUUGGAUAUGUGACUAGCCCUGGGGGUGGUAUCCCCAGUAUAUUUCCAGUGCUUUGGCCAGACCUGGAUCCUGGCUGGCCCCUGUGUUGUGUUCUGGACCGAGGCCUUUGCUGUGAAAUGCAGUUUCAUACAAUCCAUCUUUCCUAGUG
Molecule: messenger RNA, 3695 nt
Organism: Cynocephalus volans (Philippine flying lemur)
Lineage: Eukaryota; Metazoa; Chordata; Mammalia; Dermoptera; Cynocephalidae
Gene: AMPD2
Product: adenosine monophosphate deaminase 2
Exons: 18
Coding region: 423-2822 (799 amino acids)
Biological process (GO): AMP metabolic process; IMP salvage
Cellular component (GO): cytosol
Molecular function (GO): AMP deaminase activity
Source: RefSeq, a predicted model, not a curated record